Molecule: messenger RNA, 3058 nt
Organism: Oryzias melastigma (Indian medaka)
Lineage: Eukaryota; Metazoa; Chordata; Actinopteri; Beloniformes; Adrianichthyidae
Gene: b3gnt7
Product: UDP-GlcNAc:betaGal beta-1,3-N-acetylglucosaminyltransferase 7
Exons: 2
Coding region: 653-1930 (425 amino acids)
Cellular component (GO): membrane
Molecular function (GO): hexosyltransferase activity
Source: RefSeq, a predicted model, not a curated record
UGGGGCACUUUAAAGCCAUCUGAGUUUUAGACUAAAUUAAGGCAGGAAAUAUUCAUGAAAUGUAUAAUAAUUAUUGUCAGUAUUGCUAAAACGGUUUAAAAGAUAAUAAAUAAUAUUAAUAAAAUUUCUGACCUGAAGUUUAUUAAAAAGCGUUUAAAAAUGUCUAAAAAUAAAAUACAUACAUAGAUUUUCCCUCUGCUAAAGUGAUCAUAUUUCCUGUUUUUGUAUUAAACUCCUGAAGUCACCAGUGAAUGAGAAAUAUCAUGUUUCCUAUCCAUGAUAAAAAAAAAAAAAAAAAAAUGAACUUCAAAGACAAGGAUGGAAAGAAAAUGUUGUUUGCCCAGACGUUAACCACAUUAACCAGAGAAAUCGUCUGUUUGCUGAGUCUUGAAGGGAUUUUGAAGACUUGCGUAGGCUUGUCGUCCAUCUCUCCUCUGCAUCCUGUUACGCACGUGACGCGCUCACGCAGUGGAGCCUUUAAAAGCUGCGCCGCCCGUGCGCCACUCCGAGCGCACAUCCUCCCUUCAGGAGCAAGAGGACUCCAGCUCUCGAUCCACUAAAGGAUACAUCCUCUAUUUUAUAGACCAAACGAAUAAAAGGUCACCCGUUUUGGUUCCGUUUUUCAUCCAUUUGAGCCGCGUUACAGAGGAAAAUGAAUAAUCGUGAACGCUGGAGAUUUUACAAGAGAGCAACGCUCAUGUUCUUCUUGGCUGCCGUGACGCUGACUGUCGUCCAUAGAGGGAGCAUCGAUAUGAAGUCUCGCUUUGAACUGGAGAGGCAAGUUCGCAUGCAUGUCUCUGAUGGAGCGGAGCCAAGUGCUGCCCUGAAAGAGGAACCUACCUUUUUGGCUGGUGCAAAACAGUUCUGGAACAUCGCAGUGCAGAGGCAGAACCUCCACCACCAGCAGCAGUCAGAGCUUUUACCCACAGCUCCCGCUGGCGAGCCAUCAAGCACAGAGGGCCUCAGCCCGACCACUUGGGACGUGACCAGCUUGAACUGUAGUCCCAACCUCAACCUCUCCCACCAGCCGUGGUUCCAAGACUUGGCGAGCAACUUCCAGCAGUUCCUGCUUUAUCGCCACUGUCGGUUAUUUCCCAUGGUCUUCAACCACCCAGAGAAGUGCUCAGGGGAGAUAUUUUUACUCAUCGUCAUAAAAUCCGUGGCGACGCAGCACGACCGCCGAGAGGUCAUCCGAAAAACCUGGGGCAAAGAACAAGUGUUAGACGGGAAGAGGGUCAAGACUCUCUUCCUCCUCGGCAGACCCUCCAAUGAAGCAGAAAGAGAAAACCACCAGAAACUAGUGGAAUACGAAGACAAAAUCUACGGGGACAUUCUCCAGUGGGACUUCUUAGACAGUUUCUUCAAUUUGACCCUCAAAGAGACUCACUUUCUCAAGUGGUUCCACACCUACUGCCCCGGUGUACGUUACGUCUUCAAGGGAGACGACGACGUCUUCGUCAGCGUGGAGAACAUUUUUGAGUAUCUGGAAAGCAGCAAGAACGAAAAGAACCUGUUUGUAGGGGAUGUUCUGGUAAAAGCUAAGCCCAUCCGCAAAAAGGAAAACAAAUAUUACAUCCCAGAGGCGUUGUACAAUGAAACCUACUACCCUCCAUAUGCAGGUGGAGGGGGUUUCCUCAUGGACGGGAUCCUGGCCAGGAGACUCGAUAGGGCCGCAAAUACGCUGGAGCUUUUUCCGAUCGAUGAUGUCUUCCUGGGCAUGUGUCUGGAGGUGCUCCACGUGACCCCGACGAAACACAACGCCUUUAAGACGUUCGGCUUAGUGAAAAACAGAAAGAGCAGGCUGAACAGGGAGCCUUGUUUCUUUAAAAACAUGAUUGUGGUGCACAAACUGCUCCCACUGGAGCUCAUGCACAUGUGGGAUCUGGUCAACAGUGACUUGGUCUGCUCACAGAAAGUUGAACUUCUAUAGCGGAUAGAAAAUUAAGCUGAGCUUCACCUCAGUCAAUGCCAAAAAAAAGUAAAAUUCAGUACAGGUGAGGCAAACUUCCCAAAUCCCUCUCCUUUAUGUGGAAAGAGUCCAGGGGAGUCUUUGAAUUUGCUGAUUCUGCACAGCAAAACCCACCGUGGAGGAAUUUACUCAAACCUUGAGUGAAUUGUGACUUGUUGUUUUAGAGGGUUUAUUUUACUUUUGGAAGAACUCGAUCAGCUUUAAAAAUGCUAUCGGGACUACUGGGAAACCAAAGAGAACACUGUUUUUUUUUAUGUCUUUAAUUUAUAUUGUUAAAUAUUCAGCAAGGCUUCUCCAUUUGAGACAAAUUAAUCUAGUCUUGCUCUUGUCCUUAUCCCACUCUUUUAGGUCAGACUUUUUUAUUUUCUAUAUAUCUGAGGGCAUUUGUUGACACUGGUCCUUGAAACUGAGCCCAUUCCUGCGACAACACUAAAUGUAACUUUCUUAGGAGGAAACAUGUUAAAUAACUGUUUUAGUUGUUUUAUUAUAUGCAUGCAGAAAUAUCAGAAGGAAAGAAUCAGGUAAUUUAAUGGCUAAAAACAGGGGUUAAAAUCCAAAAUUCACUUUCUGUUCUUUUAGGUGCUAUACUCUUUAGAUAUAAGGUAUGUUGCAAUGAUUUCACUUUAGAUGAAGGCACAACUCUCUACCUCACUUAAGUCAGACUAAAACAUACCCUUCUCAUCGGCUCCUCUCAUAUGUACGCCCAUGGUUGAAUUCACUUUUGGUAUUCUAGAUUGUUUUGGAUUGCUUUGCUGUAAACUCAAACCAGAAUAUUUAUCAUGUUUCAACCCAGCUGUCUGUGGAUUUGAAUGUGCUGUACUUGAUAUGAAUUCGCCAGAAAGCUUACAAGACACUGUGAAGUAAACUUUUACUGGUACGGGCUUAUAGCAUUUAAGUUGUUCCUCCAAUGAGGAGGGACACACGGGGUUCUUACAUUUAAUUUAAUGCAACAAGAACACAAAUGUUUUUUUUGACGUUCUACAUGAUAAUCCGUAUGUUUAUUGAUGUAUGUGAGGAUGUCUAAAUUAUGUGAAUGUGUGUAAAAAAAUUGCAUAGACUGUAAUUUGUGAAUAAAAAUGUUUGAAAUAG